AUGUUGUUGUUUCUCGUAUCUUUUCUUGUAAUGUCAACGACAGUUUUUGGAUAUGACGAGAAGUUUAAUAAAAUUGAUGUGGAUAAGAUUCUUGCGGAUGACAACUUGCUCAUGGCUUACCUCAACUGUUUCUUGGACAAAGGGCCUUGUGAUAAGGAGUACGCCCAAGAUUUCAGAGAUAUCCUACCAGAAGUGAUUGCUACGACGUGUGGAAAAUGCUCUGACAUACAGAAGGAUAAAGUCCGAAAACUAAUCAACUCGUUAAUCAAUACGAAACCAGACCUAGCCAUGGAGCUGAAGACGAAAUUCGACCCUGAAGGCAAGCAAGAGGAGAAACUGGCGCUCUUUUUGACGUCUGCCAAGUAA
Messenger RNA from Leptosia nina, 366 nucleotides. Lineage: Eukaryota; Metazoa; Arthropoda; Insecta; Lepidoptera; Pieridae. The record is from the annotation of a GenBank genome assembly.